Molecule: messenger RNA, 3936 nt
Organism: Mercurialis annua (annual mercury)
Lineage: Eukaryota; Viridiplantae; Streptophyta; Magnoliopsida; Malpighiales; Euphorbiaceae
Product: protein SMAX1-LIKE 6-like
Exons: 3
Coding region: 451-3753 (1100 amino acids)
Molecular function (GO): ATP hydrolysis activity; ATP binding
Source: RefSeq, a predicted model, not a curated record
CAAUUUUCAGCCAAAAGCUAAAAAUAUGUCUUCUCUCACUGAUUGCUAGAGAGACAGUGACUCCACUCCCAUGGUUGGUCCCUUUUGCUUCAGUGGACUGGACACGCCAUCUCUCCCUUUCUUCUUCAGCAACAAGUUUAAAAGAAUCUAUGCUUGCUCACCAUAUGUUCGAUCUAUUGCCUAGCAGAAACUUAAGAAAAACAAAAACUACAUACAUACCCCACCAAAAACUAAACCAAACCAAAUCAGACAAAUACUCUCUUAUCUCUCCUUUUUAUUCUAUUUAUCUUCUUCUUCAAUCUCUCAAAUUAAAUAAAUUAUUAUUCUAAAACAUAAUAAAUAAAUACUUUCAUUUUUUAUUAUCUUUUCUUUAUCCAACACUUAUCUAUUUCUCCGUAUAUUUCUCGUCGCUAAAGACCCUCUUCUUUUUGCUCGCCGCCGUUCGCGGCGAUGCCAACGCCGGUAAGCGCAGCAAGGCAAUUUCUAACAGAAGAAGCGGCGCGUGCAUUAGACGAUGCAGUAGCUGUAGCGCGUCGCCGCAGUCAUGCACAAACGACGUCGCUCCAUGCUAUCUCUGCUUUACUAGCUUUACCGUCGUCCACACUCCGUGAUGCAUGUGCACGCUCUAGAAACAGUCCGUGUUCUUCACGGUUACAGUUUCGCGCGUUGGAAUUAUGCGUCGGUGUUUCUCUCGAUCGUGUGCCGUCGUCAAAGACGGUUAACAGCAACGACGAGGAUAACGGUCCUCCUAUAUCUAACUCACUUAUGGCGGCGAUUAAAAGAUCACAAGCGAAUCAAAGGCGACACCCUGAUCAUUUUCACUUGCAGCAAAUCCACUGUAAUCAGCAAUCUCCUUCUGUUUUAAAAGUUGAACUAAAGCAUUUCAUUUUAUCAAUUUUAGAUGACCCGAUAGUGAGUCGGGUUUUUGGUGAUGCCGGGUUUAGAAGUUGUGAUAUUAAGUUAGCUAUUAUUCACCCACCUACUGUUAUGCAAGCUCCCAGAUUUUCGAGGUCCAGGUGUCCCCCGCCUAUUUUUCUGUGUAAUUUGCCAGGUUCGGAUCCGGACCGACCCGGAUUUGGGUACCCAUUUGGACUGGAUGUUGAUGAUGAUGGGGAUUAUUGUAGGAGGAUUAGUGACAAGAUUAGUAAAGUAAAAAGCGUGUUGCUUCUUGGAGUUUGUGCUUGUGAUGCUUUGAGUAAGUUUAUUGACUGUGUAAAUAAUGGUAAUAAAGGUGGAAUUUUGAGCUCUGAGAUUGCUGGGUUAAGUGUAGUUUCCAUUGAGAAGGAGAUCGUUGAGUAUGUUAGUGAAGGAGGGAGUAGUAGUGAAGUGAGAGAAAAAAUGGGUUUCAAAUUUGAUGAGCUGAGGAGUAAGUUAGAGAGGUGUUCGAGUCGAGGUAUUAUGUUGAGUUUCGGAGAGUUGAAGGUCUUAGUUGGUGAAAAUGUUGAUGCUGUGAGUUACUUGGUUAUGAAGUUAACUGGUUUAUUAGAGGAUUUUAGAGAGAAGUUGUGGUUGAUGGGUGCAGCGGCUAGACAUGAAACGUAUGCCAAGUUUUUGGGAAAGUUUCCAUGCAUAGAAAAGGAUUGGGAUCUUCAUCUUCUGCCAAUUACUUCAUCUAAAAGUCCUAUUGAUAGUUUUGGCUCUAAAUCCAGCUUGAUGGGGUCUUUCGUCCCAUUUGGUGGGUUCUUUUCUACACUAUCUGAUUAUAAAGGUCCAUCCAGCAAACCAAAUCAACAGGUUACUCGUUGUCACCUUUGCACCGCAAAGUAUGAGCAAGAAGUUUCUGCGAUGCUGAAGACGGGGUCAACAAUUUCAGUUGCAGAUCAAUACUUGGAGAAUUUACCUUCUUGGUUGCAAAUGGCUCAACUUGACUCAGCUAAGGGAUUGGACGGGGCUAAGACCAAAAAUGAUGGAACAACAUUGAAUUCUAAGAUUUUGGGACUGCAAAAAAAGUGGAAUGAUGUCUGCCAACGGCUGCAUCAUGCUCAGCCUUUUUCCAAAUUUGAUAUUUCACAGGGCAAGCCCCUAGUAUCAACUGCAGAGGUCUUUCCAGUUAUUGCUGAUAGGAAGGAGAGCAGCAGCAGCUGCAGCAGAGAUUCAUCACUUAAUGAGAGUCAAUGUGCAAAUUUAGGUAUAGAUCAUAUGGACUUGCAAGCUGCUUUUCUAUCAAAACCUAUCAUGCCAUUACUAGUAGCUUCCAGAGCUGAGAACGUUAGUUGCCAAUCUAAGCUACCGAGUCCGCACAACCAGAAAGAUGGUUCUUGGAUCUCUCUGCCCAGUACAGGUCUGCCAACUGACCACAGAUCAUCUUCAUCUGUCCCUUCUGUGACCACAGAUUUGGGGCUGGGAACAAUUUAUACAUCUAGUUCUCGUGAGCCAGUUACCCCAAAGCUACGUGAUCGGAAAGAGUCUCUUCAACUGUUUUCAGGUUCUGAAUCAUCUGAGUUUCGAGGUAAUGAGAGUACUUCGCAUGAGAUUGUACAGUCUUCUUCAUGUUCGCAUCCUUCUUCAGUGGGGCAGUUUGAUUAUGUAAAUUACAAAUCACUUGUGAGAUCUCUUUCUGAAAAAGUUGGCUGGCAAGAGGAAGCCAUAUGUGCUAUCAGUCGAGCAAUAUCUCGUUGUAAAGCUGGAUAUGGAAGAAGUCGAGGCUCCACUGCAAGAGGAGAUAUUUGGCUUACUUUCCUUGGACCCGACAAAGUUGGAAAGAAAAGAAUUGCUUCACUGCUUGCCAAAUUAAUGUUUGGUAGCCAUGACCACUUAAUUUCUGUUGAUUUGAGAUUCCAUGAUUGGGUUUACCCAUCAAACUGUGUCUUUGAAUGUCAAGAAUCAAGUGAUUAUGAUGUGAUAUUUAGGGGGAAGACGAUUGUUGAUUACAUUUCACUGGAGUUGGGCAAGAGACCCCGUGCAGUAGUGCUUCUUGAGAAUGUUGACAAGGCUGAUCUCUUGGUCCAGAAUAGUUUGUCCCAGGCUGCAAGGACAGGUAAAUUUCCAGAUUCCCAUGGAAGAGAAAUCAGCAUAAGUAAUGUGAUUUUUGUUUUGUCGUCAGCAAUUUCAAUUGGAAGUGUAAAUCAUCUGCCUCAGGCAGAAUCUGGUAAGUUCUCUGAAGAAGUCGUUCUCGGUGCUAAAAGCUGGCAGAUGAAAAUAUUAAUUGAACAAGCUGGUGAGAGUUCCAACGGAAGAACGCUAACCUCUGUUGCGUCACCUAUGAAUAAAAGAAAGCUGCAUGGAGCCGCCAAUGCCACACAGCAACAUUUUAGCAACGAGGCUAAAAGACGAGCCUAUAAAUCAUUAGGAUCAUCUCUGGACUUGAAUCUACCUCUAGCGGAGAUGGAAGAGAAGAGCGUCGACUCUAGCAGCUAUGAUAGUGACCCCACCUCUGAAAACUCACAAGCUUGGCUGGAAGAUUUACUUGAUCAAGUAGACGAAAAGGUGCCAUUCAAGCCAUUUGAUUUUGAUGCUCUUGCCGAUAACAUAGGGAGAGAAAUCAGUGCACAGUUUCAAAAGGUAUUUGGAUCGGAUACUGCAUUGGAGAUUGAUGAUGAAGUCAUGGUACAAAUGCUUGCAGCUUCAUGGUUAUCGGACGUGAGCAGAGCGCUGGAGGACUGGGUUGAAAAAGUCCUGGGUAGAGGAUUUGUAGAAGCGCGGCAGAAAUACCAUAGCAGUGUUGAGUAUGUUGUGAAAGUAGCUACAUGUAAAGGCAUUGUAGUGGAAGAGAGAGCUUCCGGAAUUUGCCUGCCUUCAACCAUUAAUCUGUAAACUACUUUCUUGUAAUUAUAUGUACAAUUUAGCUUUUAGUAUAUACAGAUUUAGCAUAUGAAAAGCCUUUUGGUUAAUCAAUGCCAUAGGAGAUUUGAUGGAUAAUUUGUAUCUCUGUAUUAUAUCAGUCUCUAACAGCAUUAGCAAUAUGAGAAGUUAUGAUGAUAAUUAUUUUUAAAUCAA